Molecule: messenger RNA, 432 nt
Organism: Botrytis byssoidea
Lineage: Eukaryota; Fungi; Ascomycota; Leotiomycetes; Helotiales; Sclerotiniaceae
Exons: 2
Coding region: 1-432 (143 amino acids)
Source: RefSeq, a predicted model, not a curated record
AUGAAGUUCUCUACUGUCUUCAUCUCUCUUCUGGUUGCUGGCAUCCAUUCGCUUCCCAACCCAGCUGUGCAACGGGAAUCAGCUGGUAUCACAGUUGGUGCCGAUGGAUCAACCAAUCUUGGCGGGGAAGCGGGAAUAACGAAGAAGCCCGAUGGCUCUACGAAUGUUGGAGGGGGAAGUGGUAUCAACGUGGCAUCGGGUGCUAAUAAUCAGCCGCAACAAGGUGCAGGAGGACAGACCGGUAAUGGUGGCAACAAAAACGGAACCGACGGCUUGGCCGCGCUUAUUGGAUCAUUGAAUGGUGCAUCUGGAGGAAAUAGCACAGGUGGAGCGAAAAAGUCGAACAGCACAGGCAACGCGAAUUUACCACCGGGAGUGGCCUCCAACUCUAGUUUGGCAAGCGUUUUUGGAGCAUUGGAGGGUGCAAAGUAA